UAUCACCAUUCACUCACUCUCUUCCUUUGCGCGAUACUUCUUCACCUCGCUCUCGCUCACUGAUCUGUUGCACGCGCAGCUAAACCGCCGUCUGCUGGCUGCCCGAGCCCGAGCCCGGUCGCUAGGGUUCCGGAGCGCCGUCCAUCCGGCGAUCCAGUUAGUCUGUGCUCGCGCGUAGUUCCGAGAGUACGCUGGAGGAUUUCUUGCGCGCGCGCUCGGUUUUGUUCCAAGCCAGGACGAACGACCACACAGCAUACACGUUCCCAGCUCUCGUAUCGAAUCGAUUGUUGUUUACGACGCGGCGACCGCUGGAGUUUUUCGAUUAUCCCCGCGUGCGUUCUUCUUCGUCCACCCGCCGUCUUCGGGUCGGUACCGUCGUCGGAGUGAUCGCUUUUCCGCCGUGUUUCCCGCGACCCGUGCAGUGGUGUGUCUUCGCGCCGGUGUGCCGUCGUCGUCGUUAUGCAUAGAGAAGCAAUAGUGAAUCAGUGAUUAAAAUCUGUGAGUGAAUAACAAGGGGAGCAGCCUGGCAAUAUAGUGCAGGCAUAGUGAGAGUGCUGAGAAUCUGUUUUUCCUGUUGGUGGAUUACGACCCUUGAAGGGUUUCUGUGGAGUGCACCGAGAAGAAGGGGAGCCAUGAAGCGGCGCUGGUGGUGGCGGCGUGUAUUUUUGGUGCUAACGAUACUGGUGGCGGUGUCGGUAGCAACGGCCCGAGCAGACGAAAACAUGGACACCCGGGAAGGCGAAACCCUCACGCUGAAGUGCCGUUUCAGUGAACAGCAACCGUCCAACGAUUUCACCUACUACUGGGCCCGAUGGACAACGGCCAACAAGUUCGACAACGUGGCCAUCAACAACGUGCAGCUGAACACCAACUACAGAAUCGACUUCCGGCCCGAGAAGGGUGUCUACGAUCUGCACAUCACCAACACCUCGUACAGCCGGGAUAACGGCCGGUUCGAAUGCCGCAUCAAAGCCAGCGGCACCGGAGCCGAUGUGCACCAGCAGUACUACAACCUGACGGUGCUGACGCCUCCCCAGCCGCCCCUAGUCGCACCCGGAACGAUAGCCGUUGCUACCGAGGACAAAAAGCUGGAUUUGACCUGUAGCAGUAUAGGAGGCUCACCGGAUCCGACGAUAACAUGGUUCCGAGUGGGAUCGAACACCCCACUACCCGCCCCAAUCAACAAGGGUGGCUCGAAGGAUCUGCAGACGACGAGCACGCUCUCGGUACUGCCCCGCCGGGAGGACGACGGGGCCAAGUACCGGUGCGUGGUGUGGAACCGAGCCAUGCCGGAGGGGCACCGCCUGGAGACGAUCGUCACGCUGUCCGUUAACUAUUAUCCAAGAGUGAAAAUCGGACCGGAAAAUCCGCUACGAGUGGAGCGUGACACAACGGCCAAGCUCGAGUGCUCCGUCGAUGCCAAGCCAAACGUGCCGAACGUCCGGUGGACACGGAAUGGACGGUUCAUUAGCUCCUCCCCGACGCAUGCCAUCCAGCGAGUGUCCAUCCAAGACGCUGGGGAGUACGGCUGUUCGGCAGACAACGGGCUGGGUAAGGUGGGCGAACAGCUCAUCAUGUUGGACGUGCAGUACGCCCCGGUUGUGGUCAUUGAGUCCAAGACAUGGGAAGCCGAAGAGCGGGAAACGGUUACGAUUAGAUGUAACGUCACGUCCAACCCGCCACCGAUCUCAAUCGAAUGGUUCAAGGAAGGUAGUCCAGAUUUCCGAUAUGCCGGAGACAUACUACAGUUGCGUGAGGUGAAGGCAGAACAUGCUGGAACAUAUGUGUGUCGGGCGGUUAAUAUGAUCAAACCGUACGGAGGAAAGAUAGCGGAAAGGAUCGGAAACUCAACCGUUGCUCUGCUAGUUCGACACCGUCCUGGACAGGCUUAUAUCAAUCCUAGUAAACCAGUUGUGCAUGUGGGCAGUGGCGUAACGCUGACUUGUUCUGCCAAUCCCCCAGGAUGGCCUGUUCCUCAAUUCCGGUGGUUUAAGGACGCGGUCGGAGAAGUGUCCUCGAACACGAUACUCGCUCAGGGUCCUCAAUAUGUAAUUCCCAGAGCUCAUCUUGGAAGUGAAGGAAGCUAUCACUGCCACGCAGUUAACGAACUUGGUCAUGGGCCAAUGGCCACUAUCAAACUUGAGGUUCAUCAACCACCUCAAUUCAUCGGUAAAAUGCAGCAACACAUGACUAAGCGGGUCGGGGACACAGAUUUCUCCGCAAGCUGUCACGCCAAAGGCAAACCUCGACCAACGGUCCGAUGGCUCAAAGAUGGUCGAGACAUCACAACCGAUGCCAACAUGUACCGCAUCAGUACCAGCAACAACGACGGUCUAAGUGGAAUGGUGACCGUUCAAAGCAUGCUCGUAUUCCAGGGUAAAGCUCGCCCGCAUAAAACCCAGCUUCUACCCAGCGACCGCGGAACGUACACCUGCUUGUAUGAAAAUGAGGUGGCCUCAGCCAACGCCAGUAUGCACCUUCGCAUCGAACAUGGACCGAUUGUAUUGCAUCAAUACAACAAGGUUGCAUACGAAAUCAAAGAAUCCGCUGAGGUCAUCUGUAGAGUUCAAGCCUAUCCAAAACCGGAGUUCCAGUGGCACUUUGGAACCAAUACAGCUGCCCUAUCCAUGUCCUCAGAUGGCCACUACGAGAUCAACACAACCACCGAUAACAACGACAUCUACACCAGUGUCCUAAGGAUCAACAACCUCAAGCACCAAGACUACGGAGAUUACACCUGCCGUGUAGGUAACUCGAUUGAAACCAUCCGUGCUCCGAUCAGGCUGCAACCCAAGGGACCCCCAGAGAAACCCACCAACCUGCACGCAGCUGACGUCGGAUCCAACUACGUCUCUUUGGUGUGGGAUCCCGGUUUCGACGGCGGCAUCAGCAACACAAAGUUCUUCGUAUCCUACCGCAAAGUAGCCAUCCCCCAUCACGAUCAACUGAACGGUGACUGUGGCAUCGUCCAGCAGACCAGCUCUGAGUGGAUGGAAUUCGACUGCCAGCGUGACGUGCCCUGCAGCGUUACCCCGCUAGAUCAGCACCAAAGCUACGUGUUCAAGGUAAAAGCCUUCAACGCGAAGGGUAACUCCGAGCCGUCGAACGAAAUCGCCACGACUACCAAAGUGAGCAAAGUCCCGGUACCGCUGCACGUUGGAUUCGAUCCCGAAACGCGGCAACUGGGAGUGAACGUGGGUGCCACGUGUCUCUCGCUGAUCGCCAUCGUCGAAUCGAUCGGUUACCACGACAGUCCCAUAUCUACGUGGCAAGUGGUACAGACGGUUCCGCUGGCCGCAUCCGGAAGCAAACCGACGUAUAAGGAGGAGAUCAUGGAUAAUAUGAUUUCUGCGAGAAGAAGUAGCGCUAGGUCCUUGGGUGAGGAUGACCUACCGAUGGCGCUAGAAGAGGAGAUUCCUCCUAGGGUGCGAGUGAAGUUGUGUCUGAAGUCCAACCAUGAACACUGCGGAGACUACGUCGAUGCUGAGAUUGGUCCAGCCUACGUCCACGACUCGGCCUUCAUGGCAACACCAACCCUGAUCGCCAUCGUAGUGUCCUGUGUCGUGUUUGCCCUAUUCGUAGGGCUUCUGCUGAUGUUCUGCCGCUGCAAGCGAAAGCAUACCAAAAAAUCUUCCACCACCAAAGACUACGAAAUGGACUCGGUGCGGCCCUCAAUCGUAGCGCAGCAAAGUCAAGCACCACCUCCGUACUAUCCGACCACCGGGCUCGACAACAAAGCACUGGAACACUCGAUGGAUUUGGCUCUGGCCAUGGAAGACCAGAAAACUUCCGUCUACGCAACACAGAAUGGCUACGGAUAUCACACGGGAACCAGUUUGCAGGUGCCGAACCACACCAUCGUCGGCCAAGAAUGGGUCACAAUGGGUUACGCCGAGAACAACUACGCCAAUUCAAACAACGGAGGUAGCGUUAAUUCACAGGAUUCGAUCUGGCAGCUAAAAAUGUCGGCAGCCCAGGCAGCUGCCGCCGCGAACAGCAGUACUCUAAUGGCGACGCAGCACUACGCAGAGCGACCGACGCCGGUAACGGCCACGGCCAGCAGUAGUGCCGCCGCCAUGUCCUACGGGUAUGACCCGCUCACGCAUCCCGCCUAUGGCACAGUGGAGGACUAUGCCAGCUAUCCGCACCUGGCGGCGACACCUAGUCAGCACGGCGCCGAGGACGAGUACCAGCAUACGCUCCGCCAGAGUCAGAACCCGUCGCGGCAGGAGUUCUGCGGCGAUUCCUACGCAUCUGUACAUAAACCGAAGAAGCGGUUAGACCAGCCCCAUUUAGAUUCAUCAUCAUAUCACGACGUUAGUGGGUUACCUGAUCCCUACCUGGAGCACCACCACCAACUGCACCAUCACCAGGACCAGGAGGAUAGCACAUCCCUUCUACAGCAGCAACAGCAGUUACAUGUCCAACAACAGCAACAUCAACAGCAACAGCAACAGCAGCAGCAGCAGCAGCAAAUGUCCCUCAACUACGACGAGAACAUGGAAAGUGGCUACUCGACACCCAACUCGCGGAAUCGACGCGUGAUACGAGAGAUCAUUGUCUGAGAACAGCCCAGGGUACGUUUCGCCAACGGAACGUGCCUGUGAAUCGUCCAAAUUGGAACCACACAACCAACCACCUUGCACUAGGGCCCGAAGGAUGACAGGAUAAUUCCUUCACGUGCAAAAAAGAAACCAGGAUAUGGCGGCACUCUCCCCCUUCGGAAAAGGAUAAGAUUUUUUUGUGGCUGAAUUAGAAUAGGAAUAUAGGGGAUACAUAUCAACCGGAUUGGUUCACCAAUCCUGUUGAUAUGGCAUCUUCGUCGGGAACCGUGAAACCUACCAACCAACCGUGUGGUGCGGUGGUAGGCAAUCUUAAGAAUUUAACGGGCGCCAUUUGCACGCGGUACGCUACGCGCCCAUCAUGCUAGGAAAAUUAUUUUAGCAAAUUACCCACAGAAUCAGAGGAAAAAACAAACACUCGCGCUCGUAGAAUAGAACCGGAGGGAUGGGAGGAGCGGCAUAAUUAUCCCAGGUACGACGCGCUUGCGAGACAAAUGGCGGCGAAUGGUUUUAUGGUUUUAUGGGGUUGUAAAGGCCGCGCAUAUUGAUUUGUGAAUAACUACUGGCAGUAGUGCGAGAAAAAAUGACUAUUUUUUUGCACGAAAGGAUUUAUCGCUGUUCGGUUAUUGUUUCAAUUAUGGAAACGCAUUGUGAAUUUAUCCGAAGGUUUUUUUAUGAGCCCCUCUAUUAUUACAUUAUUGAGCGGAACUCCUAAUAACGGUGAUACGUUUGAGCAAAUAAGCGCUCAUCUGUCAUAAUAUUUAAUAAGUUAAUUGUUAUGUACUUAUAAUUUUUCAUGG
Messenger RNA from Aedes albopictus (Asian tiger mosquito), 5362 nucleotides. RefSeq names its product hemicentin-1. The transcript is spliced from 8 exons. The coding region runs from base 633 to 4565 and encodes 1310 amino acids. Gene Ontology annotation, biological process: cell-cell adhesion. NCBI's taxonomy places the organism in Eukaryota, Metazoa, Arthropoda, Insecta, Diptera, Culicidae. Gene Ontology annotation, molecular function: cell adhesion molecule binding. Gene Ontology annotation, cellular component: cell-cell junction; plasma membrane. The record is from RefSeq and is a predicted model, not a curated record.